CUGUUCUCUGUACCUACUCAGAUUUUGAAGAUGAUCUGAUUGUUGAGCGGGGGAAGACUGUCCAAUUAUUUUUGCGGUGAUUGAAGUUUAUCAAGCGGAAGGUGGUUACCCGUACAAAAUUACUGAAUUACCAGUGGCAAACCGCGGCCAUGGGUGUUUAUGAUCAGGGUUCUAACAUCGCUUCUUUGCCAUUGGAUUCUUCUAGGAAGAGGAAAAGUCGUAGUAGGCGGGAUGGCUCUAAAUCUGUGGCUGAGACUCUGGCAAAGUGGAAAGAAUAUAAUGAAUAUCUCGAAUCUAGCAAAGGUGAGAGCAAACCUACUCGUAGAGCCCCGGCCAAGGGUUCAAAGAAAGGAUGUAUGAGGGGCAAAGGAGGGCCUGACAACUCAAGAUGUAACUACAGAGGCGUUAGACAAAGAACCUGGGGUAAGUGGGUUGCGGAGAUUAGGGAACCAAACAGAGGAAGCAGACUGUGGUUGGGUACAUUUGGCACUGCAUAUGAAGCUGCACUUGCUUAUGAUGAAGCUGCUAGAGCCAUGUAUGGUCCUUGUGCCCGCCUCAAUUUCCCCCACGUAUCGGAUUAUACUUCUUGCAAGGAAUCCCUCAAGAACUCUUCAUCAGCUACGACUUUAUCAAGUUCUUCAGUGGCAACUCCUGCUGGUUCGGACACAACCACCAUAUCAAAUCAUUCUGAGGUCUGUGCGGCUGAGGAUGUUAAGACAAGACAUCAACCUUCCAAAAUUAAUGAUAUGGAUAAUGUUUAUCUUGAAGCUGAUGAAGUUGCCUCUGCAAAUAUCAAAGUGAAGUCAGAACCAAAGGAUGAACCUUUCGAUCUCACAGAUCAGGAGUGCAGGGGUUGUCAAAUUGCGAAACCACAAGAACACGAGACUAUAAAGGAUGGCAUUGAUGAAAGUAACGAGCAAAUGGACUAUUCUUGGCUUGAGGGUAAUGAGUUGGAAGGUGAUUGCUUGCAGAAUUUCUCUAUGGACGAGAUGUUUGACGUGGACGAACUUUUGGGGGCUAUGGACAAGAAUCCAAUUGGUGACUAUGAAACUUUUGAUUUUGGUCAAAUGGGCCGCACUGGAGAUGGAAGCCUUGAGAGUGAAAUGCCGUCUAGCUUUUCCUAUGAACUGGAAAACCCAGAUGCCAAGCUGCUGGGAAGUCUUCACCACAUGGAACAGACACCAUCAGAUGUUGAUUAUGGAUUUGAUUUUUUGAAAAUAGAGGAGCCAGAGAACAAUGAUGACAGAGGGGAUGAACAGCAAUUUCUUGAUUUUGGAUUACCAGAUAUGUGAUGCGUGAUAAAUGGAGAAGACUGCGCGAAUUGUUUGAUGUGUCUGGGGAAGAUGUGCGGUUUCCGGGCAGUGUGAUCUACUUUAACAAGUGGCUCGACUGUUAGCUUGUAAUUUGCUUACAAGUUGAGGAACAAAUGCUGGAGUUGUGCAUGUACCUUUGUCCGUGCCUUUUUAGAUCUCAGACUGAGCUGAUUCUCUAUAGUUUUUUUGGUGGAAUGGAGAAUUUAGCGAGUGUCAUUUUUUAAUUUUACUCCUUUCCUUUUGUAUUUUUCCUUUUUGUCCAAGUUAGUGUGGCUCUCCAGAGACGGGCCACAGAGCAGGGGAUAGAGGGUAGGAGGUGGGGACGCCUAAUCCAGCAUGGUGUGUUCUCGACAGGAAUUUUCUUGUGGUGAAAGUAAGUUUCUCGCUUAAGUCGAUGCUGACUUUUGUAUAUGGUAAAGAUGAAUACAGGGGGGAAAAAUUUCGUGAUGCUGACUUUGAUCGAUAGACCAAUGAAAACGGAGGAUGAGAAGUGGUUAUUGAGGCUUA
Neltuma alba is the source of this 1820-nucleotide messenger RNA. RefSeq names its product dehydration-responsive element-binding protein 2C. The transcript is spliced from 2 exons. Gene Ontology annotation, biological process: response to stress; positive regulation of DNA-templated transcription. Gene Ontology annotation, molecular function: transcription cis-regulatory region binding; DNA-binding transcription factor activity. Bases 150 to 1292 code for a protein of 380 amino acids. Lineage: Eukaryota; Viridiplantae; Streptophyta; Magnoliopsida; Fabales; Fabaceae. Gene Ontology annotation, cellular component: nucleus. The record is from RefSeq and is a predicted model, not a curated record.